Papaver somniferum (opium poppy) is the source of this 537-nucleotide messenger RNA. RefSeq names its product pectinesterase inhibitor-like. NCBI's taxonomy places the organism in Eukaryota, Viridiplantae, Streptophyta, Magnoliopsida, Ranunculales, Papaveraceae. The transcript has a single exon. Bases 1 to 537 code for a protein of 178 amino acids. Gene Ontology annotation, molecular function: pectinesterase inhibitor activity. The record is from RefSeq and is a predicted model, not a curated record. Gene Ontology annotation, biological process: negative regulation of catalytic activity.
AUGGGGUUGCAAUUGUCACCCAAAAACGAAAAAGAAACAGAUCUAGACAUGGCAGCUUCCAUUACAUUCCCUAAGUUCCCGGCCUCAUCUUCCAUUGUUUUACUGGUGUUAUUGUUUUGCAUUAGUAGUGCUGCAGUCACUGAAGGGAAGCUCAACAUUAGUAAGAAACUAACCAGAGGCCUUGUCACGGAAGUCUGCGCACAAACCCGAAAUCCUAACUUCUGCUUAGACAUGCUUGAAAACGAUCCUCGUACUGAAUAUUCUGAUCUUUUUGGUCUCACUAGCAUCGCGCUUAACCAUGCAUUUAUUAGUGUUGCUGAUGCCCUAAACUACAACAGGAAUUUGUUUGACAGUGCUCCUCCUGAACUGAAGCUCCGUUACCAUAUGUGUGAUCUUCUUUAUCAACUUUUGACGGAUGAUCUUACGCUUGCUGGACAAUCGCUUGAAGACGGAAAAUAUGGAACAGCAGAAGAACAUGCAGUUACUUCUAGCAUGCGAAUUGAUGCUUGCGAAAGCGUCUUCAAUGAUGAGCCAUAA